This is a messenger RNA of Perca flavescens (yellow perch), 3188 nucleotides long. It is a transcript of the gene six5, whose product is annotated as SIX homeobox 5. Gene Ontology annotation, molecular function: DNA-binding transcription factor activity, RNA polymerase II-specific; RNA polymerase II cis-regulatory region sequence-specific DNA binding. NCBI's taxonomy places the organism in Eukaryota, Metazoa, Chordata, Actinopteri, Perciformes, Percidae. The record is from RefSeq and is a predicted model, not a curated record. Gene Ontology annotation, cellular component: nucleus; transcription regulator complex. Gene Ontology annotation, biological process: regulation of transcription by RNA polymerase II. The coding region runs from base 43 to 2877 and encodes 944 amino acids. The transcript has 3 exons.
GGAGGAACUACUGGAGAGAAAAAAAAAAAGUUAAAGUAAAAAAUGGCUUCCUUGUCUUUGGAGUCUACAGAACAAUCUGAGAACAGCCCAGAGGAGCCAACGGCAACGGAGUCCAAAGAAGAGAACGAUACGGUGCAAAUUUCGGAACAAUUACUCCAAAGUUUCCAAAAGUCGGCUCUGAAUUUUUCCACUGACCAAGUAGCAUGUCUCUGCGAGGCCCUUCUGCAGGCGGGCAAUGUGGAUCGCCUGUGGAGGUUUCUAUCCACCAUACCUCCUUCGUCCGAUCUGCUACGUGGCAACGAGACCGUGCUGAAGGCCCAGGCAUUGGUGGCUUUCCACAGGGAAGAAUUCAAGGAGCUGUACGCCAUCCUGGAGAGCUACGACUUCCACCCGUCUAACCAUGGGUUCCUGCAGGACCUGUACCUGAAAGCCCGCUACAAGGAGGCGGAGAGGUCCCGGGGCCGCAGCCUGGGCGCAGUGGACAAGUACCGGCUCAGGAAGAAGUUCCCCCUGCCCAAAACUAUCUGGGACGGAGAGGAGACCGUGUACUGCUUCAAAGAAAAGUCCCGAAAUGCCCUGAAAGAGUGCUAUAAGAGCAACAGGUACCCCACUCCGGACGAGAAGAAAAACCUUGCCAAAGUCACCGGACUGUCCCUCACACAGGUCAGCAACUGGUUCAAGAACCGCAGGCAGAGGGACAGGACCCCGUCCGGGACCCACAGCAAAAGUGAGUCUGAUGGAAACCACAGCACUGAGGAUGAGGCGAGCCCUAUGGACGACACCCCUGACAAACCAGAGGAGGCUGCUGGCUCCACAGCUUCCAUCAUCUCUCUCUCUGCCGUCCCCAGCAGUACGGGAGGCCAGCUCAUCCUCAACGGGUCCGGUGGCUUCCUCACAGCCUCUCAGCCAUUACUACUUAAUGGAAAUUCCCUGAUCUCCAGUACGGGUGCUGGUGUCAUAAUUAAUGGUCUAAGCUUAGGAGAUUGCCAGACAGUCACACUGAGUCCUGUUGCAACCAACUCUCCUUUAAUACUGAAUGGGGCUCAGGUAAUAACCAAACCUAGUAUCAGUGUGCAGCAGCAAGCAGUUUCUAUGGCACAGCAGGAGGUUUCGGCCAUGGAGGCCAAGCCGAGCACUCUUCCAGCAGUUGUUUUUAGUACUAACACCACACCCGUCUCGUACCCUCCAUCCAUCAUCUCUCUUCCUCUACAAACUAAAACCGAGAGCGACAAUGCAAUGGAUUUCAUCGGUGUCCCUGAAUCAGAGGGCAGCAUUCAGACAGUAUCUUCCUCUUCUUCAUCUCCCUCCUCACCAACUCUGUCCUUCCCAACCAGGCUCCCCUCACUAGUCUUAACACAAAACACCCAACGCCACGAGUCUCUCACCCUCCCGACCUCUAUGUCGUCAGGAGGCAUGGUAUUCUCCAGUUCUGCUGUGCCUCUCUCCAGUCAGCAAGGGGAGUAUGUUUUCUUAGCCUCUGCUAGCUCCCACUUAAACCCUUCUAGCUCUGUGGUUUCCUCCAGCAGCUCCACCCCUCAGGUCUUCUCUCUGCCACAGGUUGUGCCUUCCAUCCAGGGCAUACCAGUAUCCCAGCUGGUCCAGCACUCUUCAGGGGCCCAGGUUUCCCAAUGCCCCCAGUUGGUCCCAGUAUCCCCCCUCACCUCGCCAUCUCCCCAGUUCCAAGACCAGACAGUGAACACAAGCAACAGACUGGUGCAACAGCAGCAGGAAGCUUCAACAACUUUGCCUGAAGGGGCCACAACCAUAGUUUCUAUCUCACAGCUUAACAACAAUCAGCUCCCACAGCGAACGGUACACCAGCUAGGGGACCAAAGCACAAACUCCUCACCCAGCAAAAUCCAAGUCCCACAGGUUAUUUCCAUCUCUUCCCCGACACAAGUAGUCCCAGUCCCCCAGGCCAAAGGCACCACAGCAGCACAGUUAGUCCCCCUCUCCAUGCCUCAGCUGGUCCCAGUCUCGCCCAUCCAAACUUCUACCACCAUCUCCUUCCCCCAAGUGGUACCUGCCAGUCCUCUCUCCAUCCCCUCUGCUGGAGUGCCCUUCCAGAUCCUGACUUCAGCUCCUGCAGGGGUCGCACAGGGUCCUCUCAGGAUAAACCAGCUGAGGCCCAUUCAGAGUGUGGGUCCCCCAACCAGCAUGGCCCCUGGUGUGCAGCUCCUCAACUCUGGGAUCAUUCAGCUGCCCUCUGCUCCUUCAGGUAACCUUCUCCUCGGUGGAAGCCCCUACCUGAGUGUCCAGCAAGGCAAGCUGAUUCUGACCAUCCCAGCAGGCAUCCAACUAGCCAGGUUGCCGCUUAAACCAGUCCCAGAGGCUUCACCCAUCUCUCUAAAUGGAUUGAGUCAUGUUCUAACCCCCUUCACCCCUCCUGUCGUCUCAACCACCUCAGGCCCGACCCCCAGUGGCCUCACAUCAUCUCCCCUAAACUUCAUCAACUCGUCUCCACCGUACUGUGCUCCAGAGACUGGGACACCUGCCGCCCCCUCCCCUCAUCCACCGGACCAUCCAGUCACUCCUACCACGCCAAAUACUUUGACUCCAGAGAGUAUGCUUACCCUCAGUCCUAUGUACAGUGGGGCGACACCCAACAUCCAGUUGUCCCAACCAGCCUGGAGCCCUGUGCCCCUCUCCACUUCAGCUAGUCUAACUCUGUUUGAUGUCCGCGGCAAGGGGGACCUACCUGUAGACCCGGCUUUGUUAGGCCUACCUGGAGGAGAGUCGCUGCUUCUGGGAAGCCCUUCGCCAGAGCAGGACGUGGAAGCCAACUCGGCACUGAGGAAUCCAGAGGAGAUGGAUGGGGACUCCAAGAUUCUUACUCAGCUCCAGUCUGUCCCUGUGGAUGAUGACCUGGGCUUGUAGUUUGUUUACCUUGCUGGUCGGCAACCCAGUGUCUCUAAAAACAGAAAAGAUUAAACAAGCAGUAGGUUGCAGUCUCUGCUGUCUGAAAGAUUGUAUUCCACAUUGUCAAUCCUCCUAAGAGCCAAAUGUUUUUUUUUGUUUUUUUUUACAGUCAGUUCAGGUUCUGACUUGUACAGCAAUGAUGCUCUCUCAGUAGGGCCUCAUACCAUCAUGUUCUUAGCUGACACUUUGGAGAUAAAUCCUCUGCAGCUCUAUUUCACAUGGAUGGGCAGAGUUCUAUGGGAUGUGCACAAGCGUCUCAAAGUUUUUUC